Brassicogethes aeneus is the source of this 408-nucleotide messenger RNA. The record is from the annotation of a GenBank genome assembly. NCBI's taxonomy places the organism in Eukaryota, Metazoa, Arthropoda, Insecta, Coleoptera, Nitidulidae.
AUGCAACCUAUCAAAUAUCCUGAACUUGAAUCUUCUUCCGGUCCAAUUGCACACGACCUGACACGACCAGUACCUGAGCCACCGAAAAAAUUAUCGCAGAAAAGUAGCUUAUCUCUUAGUUCUAGUAAAAGUAAUUCCGAUAGGGAGUUUUUACCUACACUAGAACAACCAAAAUACCAUCUUAUUACUACAGAAGAUUUUAACGACUUGGUAAGAGACUUAAAUUUGUCAAAAAAUAAAGCAGAGCUUUUAGGCUCUCGCUUAAAACCGUGGAAUUUGUUUGAUGAUGUUAUUAUCAUGGAUCAGCGGACUAGGCAUGAAACAUUCUUAACGUUUUUCACAAAAGAAGAUGGACUUUGUUUUUGCAAUGAUAUAAAAGGGAUGUUCGAAGAAUUUGGCAUACCCUAG